This is a messenger RNA of Lactuca saligna, 127 nucleotides long. The record is from the annotation of a GenBank genome assembly. Lineage: Eukaryota; Viridiplantae; Streptophyta; Magnoliopsida; Asterales; Asteraceae.
AUGAAGAAGAGUAAACUUACAGGGAAGGGAAGCAACCAGAGUCAGAACCACAUAACGAAGGUUCAUAUUUUUUUUGCAGUUGUAAGUUUGUAACAACUUCAAAUGGUGAAGCGAAUAGGCAGAAUAA